Sturnus vulgaris (Common starling) is the source of this 2548-nucleotide messenger RNA. RefSeq names its product F-box protein 25 (gene FBXO25). Gene Ontology annotation, cellular component: nucleus; SCF ubiquitin ligase complex; cytoplasm. Gene Ontology annotation, molecular function: protein binding. NCBI's taxonomy places the organism in Eukaryota, Metazoa, Chordata, Aves, Passeriformes, Sturnidae. The record is from RefSeq and is a predicted model, not a curated record. Gene Ontology annotation, biological process: protein ubiquitination.
GAAUCUCUUCUUGUUGCUUGUAGCGAAACCAUGCCAUUUUUGGGCCAAGACUGGAGAUCCCCUGGAUGGAGAUGGGUUAAAACAGAAGAUGGAUGGAAAAGAUGUGAACCCUUUAGUCCUGCACUUGAGGAUGGGAGUAAUCAGCUGAAUGAUAUCAGCCACACUGUUAUCAUAACUGGGGAUGAUGAGAAUGAAGAAGUCUACAAUACUGAAGACUGUGAGUUUGCAGCCAAGAAAAGGAAAAAAGAUCAUUUUAGGAAUAACACAGAUUCACAGUGCUUUUAUCGUGAAAAGUGGAUUUAUGUUCAUAAAGAAAGCACCAAGGAAAGACAUGGCUACUGCACCUUGGGAGAAGCCUUUAACCGCUUAGACUUUUCAAGUGCGAUUCAGGACAUCAGGAGGUUCAAUUACGUGGUCAAACUUUUGCAGUUAAUUGCAAAAUCCCAGUUAACUUCACUGAGUGGUGCAGCACAGAAGAACUACUUUAACAUUUUGGACAAAAUUGUGCAGAAGGUUAUGGAAGACCAAUAUAAUCCACGAUUGAUCAAAGAUCUUCUACAGGAUCUGAGUUCUACUCUCUGUAUACUGAUUAGAGGAGUAGGAAAAUCUGUGUUGGUAGGCAACAUCAAUAUUUGGAUUUGCCGAUUGGAAACUAUCCUUCUGUGGCAACAACAAUUAAAAAAUCUUCAAAUGAACAAGCAAGUCAACAAUGGACUCACACUUAGCGAUCUCCCUCUCCAUAUGCUGAAUAACAUCUUAUACAGGUUCUCUGAUGGCUGGGACAUUAUUACUCUGGGUCAAGUGACCCCAACUUUGUACAUGCUUAGUGAAGACAGACAAUUGUGGAAAAAGCUCUGCCAGUACCAUUUUGCAGAAAAGCAGUUUUGUAGGCAUUUGAUUCCAUCAGAGAAAGGUCACAUUGACUGGAAGCUGAUGUACUUUGCACUUCAGAAAUAUUACCCAAUAAAGGAACAGUAUGGGGACACCUUGCAUUUCUGUCGACACUGUAGUAUUCUGUUUUGGAAGGAUACAGGACACCCCUGCACAGCCAGUGAUCCAAACACCUGUCUCAUGCCAGUAUCUCCUCAGCAUUUCAUUGAUCUCUUCAAAUUUUGAGAUGUUCAGUAGCUGUUCUCCUGUGUUUGUGGCCAUUUUUGUGAAGAGUCAGGCAGGAUGUGUAACGCUUUUUGUGCAAUAUAUUUAAGUGUAAUGUUUUACUGUAAUUUAAAAAAUAUAUAGGGGAGAUUAUCAGAGAGGUUCAUUUGACAUAUUGCUUUUGUGCAGAAUAAAGAGGAGGAAAGGAGAAACAUUAAGAAAAUUUCGUUGUCAGGAAAUCUCCAGUGGACUUUUUUUCAAGUCCAAGAAAGGCCACUUAAUCUCAACGUUAAAUCCAUGCUUUUGACGCCUUAAUAGUUGGGUAAAAUUAUGUAGGGGAGUUUUGAAAAUUUCAUGGAAGAAUUAAACUACUCUUGCAGGGACCAAAGGAGGGGUGUUUUUGUUAAUCCUUCUUUCUAUAAGCCAUGGUUUUCAAAACACCUCUGUAUAAUUUGCACUAUUAUAAAGAAUAGGCCAAUAUUAUCUUAGACUCUUAAGAAGACGGCAUUAAUUAUUAUGAGCUAGUGAGUAAAAUAUGAGUGUGGUGAUAUCUGCUGUUGAACCUAUAUGAAUGAAGGAAAUCAACCAAUUUUUGUACAUAUGUUAUGCAAAAAUAUUUAUUUUUCUUAAGGACUUUAUUGAACAUUUGACCUAUCUUAGCACAUCUUGCAGAACCCGUGAGACCAAUCUGGGGCUACUGGAAAUCUUUCUGAUGGUAGCUACAGCCUUCAUUUAUACUGUUUGGAAAAUCUACAAGUGCAACUGCAUUAAUUCAUCUUCUAAGAAGAAGACGUUAAAAUUUAAUGAGGAUGGAAUUGCUUGUUUCUAGACUGGUACAGUGGCAGAACACUAUGCUACUAACUGGGGUUCUAACCUGACAAGCUAUGGGAAGCACUGAAAGUCAGUCUGAGCUGGAGCACCUUCUGCCAAGUUAAUCAGAUGAUAAAUUAUCCAGGAAGCUAUUUUGUUCUAUCCCAUAGAACAAAAUAAAUUGCUUGGUUUAAGCAGGUAAAGGAAAAAUUAUGGAAGUUUUGGAUUUGCCAAUGAAAUUUAACAAUAUGUAAUGUACAGAAAAAAUAAAUCACGUACAAUAUUCUGCACUUGCUUGUUCUGAAUCCAGUUUUGUACAGUGUAAUAAAUCAUGGUUUUAUCUGUUAUUCCUAGAAGCCUCUGGUGCAUAGAGAUGAAUCAAUUUGAAUUUUGUAAGAUCUUUCUGUAACCUGUUGUCUAUAGUAAUCGGUAAUGGAAUGAGAAGCAUACAAGGACUUCUAGUGCUAUUGCUUUACAGUAGUUUGUUGUAUUAGCCCUUUUUGUAAUAGCAGAGCAGUGACUGUUAAUCGGCUGCACAAGAAGAGGAGAAUAUUUAUGUCCUCAAAAAUAGGUUUAUGUUAACUUAAAUCUUGGUAAUUUAAUUGCUAAUUUUUGUGGAUUUUUCAAUACAGGGUUUUGUGGA